AUGGCUUUAUCUUUGGUGAAGAAAGCCAUUUUAGCCAAUCCCCAUUCUCUCCGCAAAAAUGUUGGAGUAUUUUGCAAUGCUGCAAGGAACCAUUGGAAUUAUCAAUACAAACCCGGUCCCUAUCCUAAGACAAUGGCAGAGAGGCAGGCCGCGGCAAAAAAAUAUGGUUUGAGUAUUGAGGAAUAUCAACCAUAUCCAGAAGAAAUGGGAUAUGGCGACUACCCAAAACUGCCUGAUAUUGGUGCCGAUUCCAAAGAUCCUCACUAUCCCUACGAUUUACCAUACUUGAAAAGAAAUUUUAAUGAACCUUUUCAUGUCGCAUCCGAAAUUAUUGGUGAAGAUCGAUUUAACAUAAGUGUCAAGCAUAGGAUUCCAUUGUGGCAACAAUGGACCUGGUUUUUGGGAGUUAUGUUUGGGAGUUACAUGCUGUAUAGGUAUUUGGAUGAUUACAAAAUUGGCAGACCAGUUGUCGCUAAGCAAUACCCACAAGAAGGGCCACAUUACAUGUUCUGCCCUAAAUGA
Messenger RNA from Danaus chrysippus (African queen), 522 nucleotides. The record is from the annotation of a GenBank genome assembly. NCBI's taxonomy places the organism in Eukaryota, Metazoa, Arthropoda, Insecta, Lepidoptera, Nymphalidae.